This is a messenger RNA of Paramecium tetraurelia, 955 nucleotides long. RefSeq lists its product as uncharacterized. NCBI's taxonomy places the organism in Eukaryota, Ciliophora, Oligohymenophorea, Peniculida, Parameciidae. The record is from RefSeq and is a predicted model, not a curated record. The transcript has 5 exons.
UAAUGAAGGUUUAAGAUUUUUCUGAAAAGUAAGCCAAACCCAUCGAUUCACGAUUGAUGAAUGGUCCAUUACAAGAUCGCCACUGCACAGAUAUCAUAUGUUGUUUAUUAUUUAUUGCGUCAUUCAUUUUCAUGUGGUAUAUUGCUAUAACUGGGUACUCUUUGGGGAAAACCAGAAAGAAUAUUGGCAGCCUAUGAUUCUGAUGGCAAUGCUUGUGAUCUGGAUUUGCCAAGUUAUCCCUUAUUAUACUCUCCCUAUUAUUCAUCCUGAUUACUAUAACAAGACAGUCUGUGUGGAAAGAUGCCCAGCAAAUACAUCAGACACUGUUAAAUGUUAGACAAAUAAAAAUAUCACAUCCUGUCCUAGAGAUUGUACAAAAGUUUCAGUUAAUACAUCUGCUACUUUUGAUUUCACUUCUGUGGAUUCAAUGAAGACCUACGUCGACACAAUCACAAGUUCAGUCACUAAUCCUGAGAAUUGGAUUUGUCUCUAUGGGAGUGAACCCAUUUUCUCAAGAGCAUGUUUUCCAAGUACAGCUUUAGACAUUCUGAAUUAAACCUCUAAUUUCAGUUCUUCUAUUGACUUGAAUAGAUUGACAUCCUGGUUAUAUGACCUUUCUGUUGCCAAAUAUAUCAUUCUUGCAUCAUUUUUUAUAGCAUUCGGUUUAGGAUUAAUUUACAUGGUGAUUCUAAGAUUUUUGGGAGGAUUAUUUGUAUGGUUGACAAUCUUGCUCUACUUUGUUGGAAUUUCAGUUUUGGCAGGUUACACUUGGAAUUAGCACUUAUAUUAUUUGAAUGAUUCUCAAUAAUCAGCCUCAGCAGGUUCGACUAAUGCAUCUGAUAAUGCAAAAGCCUUAGAAUAUAUAUUUUAUAUUGAAAUAGCUUGGAUAGCAUUUUCAAUUCUUGCCUUUUUUUUGCAUUUUCAACAAAAUCAGAUUGGCUAUAGGAAGUAGUGA